UCACCCAUGCGGUGGUCGGAGCCUAUAAGCGGCAUAUGAGGCUGGAGAGAGCAUCUCCCUUUUUUCUUCACACACGCACACACACACUUUGAUCAGGUUGGAUUCCUUAUGUAAUGUAGAUUUUUAUGUAACAAUGGCUUGAAUAUAUAUAUGUCACAUCUGCACCACAGGCAAUGCAGUGCAGAGCAUUUAUUAGUCACUGAGGCACACACUCGCACAGACACAGAGGCGUGCACACACACACUCUGUAGCAGAGACCUUUCUGCUCGGGCAAUGCUGAGGCUGACUGAUAACGAUGCAGUUCUGCAGAAAGGUGCUCUGCCAGCCGUGUAGUGCCAGGGUCACUUCACCAGAGGACGACAUGGAAUACAAGAUGGGGAGCUGCAUCGGAAUCUCCCACAAACAGGCCGAGGCUCACGCUGAGAGUUUGACCCAGAGGGACGACAGGCCACUGCUGACUGAGGCCACGGCGAGCCUGCAGAGUCUGCCGCCUCAACCGGGGUUCCCAGACGUCCCGGUCAUCACCGGUGUGGAGGAGAGCAGAGGUGCGGCUGGAGACCAGGAGGACGAGGAGGAGCUGGAGUUUCCACAUGACCUGCUGCCCAGUCUAGACUUCAGCAGCGAGCUCAACAUCUGGGGGUCCUCGCUAGGAGCUCAAACGAGCUCAGGCGCAGGCAAAUGUGACCCUUUGCUGGCCGGCCCGCAACAUCACAUGGACGCGCGUCGACCGCUGGUGGUUCUAGACACAAGACCUCAUGGCAGCGAACCAGUUCCCACAGGUGCCCAGCAUGCACCUCAGCCUGCUGCCACACCUUACCCGGGUGCCCGACCCCUGACCCCUCCCUCAUCUGCGCUCAUAGACAGGGAGCUCCAAGAGGCCUUCCAGGAAUGUGAAGAGGAAAUGGCCUCACUGGGCAUACUUACUCCCACAGAGAAUCCCAGCAUCAGGCAUGAGAUGGUUCAUAAUGUAGGGAAGAAAACUGGAGACGUAAUAGUUAAUAAGUCCGAUGAGUCAUCCUCAAUUUCUCCAAUCGUAGUCCAGGCAGGACAUAGCGAUGGAAGCCAUGGAAACAUGAAUACACAUGGAAACAGUGAGACAGCAAACAGUCAGAGGGACAUACUUGUGUUUAGCUUCAGGAAUUACAUACUGGGCACUGACAUUAGUGCUGGAGCAAAGAGUAAAAUAAAAGCAGCCCCGAGCCCGGAUGAAUGUCCAGAGAUUAAGAUAGAGAACGACACUCAGAUAGAUCAGCAGAAGGAAACACCCCAACAUACACUAUCAGAAACAAUAACAAAGCCACAAUCAUAUACAGAAACCCCAAAAGAUGUUCUGUUCUCUGAGCAGAGAGACAUUUUAAGAGAGGAAAGUGUUGAUUCUAAUGCGGCCAUUGAGGAAAAUGAUAGUCUAGAUUGUAAUACAGUGAUUAGGGACAAAGGCACAGACACAGUAACAGAGACUGCAGACACAAAGAAAGAAAAUUAUAGUGAUGAGUGCAGUAUUAAUGUUGGAAUAGUUGAAACUGAGGAGAAAGAUGAUUCAGUAAAUAAAAUAUCGGGAGGCAAUGGUCUUCAUUUAAAUGAUAAAUGUACAUUAUCAGCGUUGCAGUCAGAAGCACAGACAGGAACAGGCAAACACACAGAGGAGACUCAGUCAAAAAAAGACAAACAGAUGAAUUCAGAAAGUGACAGACCGGCCGGGCAGGACAAAGAGGCAAAGAAGAAACAAAAAAAGAAACAAAGGAAAAAGAGAAGAAUGGAGAAGAAUGCAGAGACUGAACAGAAAACAAAGACAGUAGUGCAAUCUGAAAAUGAUUUGCAGGCGGAGUCAGUCAUAAAAGCAGGCCAUCACGCAGAUUCAGAGGCAAAUGUACAAUCAGCGUCACAGGCAAACACUCAGACUGUGAUUUGUGGGCAACAGCCUGAUAAUGGGUUUGAUUACAAGCAACAGCUGAGUCCCGCAGGCAAGCCCUGCCCCAGCCCCCCACUAUCGUCCUCACAUAGCAGACAGGAUCAUCUUACUGACUGUUCACCUGCGUCCAACCAGGCUCUUUCUCAGAGGCCUCAUCAGUCCGAUGACCUCAACCGCACAGAUGCCCCAUGUGGCAAGAAUCAUAGCUCAGGCAAGAAGGCACAGCGGAAGCAGCAUGCAGCCAGGGGUGUCGCCGACGACAAAAGUACACCCGUGACGUUUGUCCAAACUACAGUUAUCGAUCCAUUUGCUUCAGCUGAUAAGAGAUCAGAUGCACAAACACCGGAGGCUAUAGUUUCUACAGAAGCAGUGAUACUCACACAGGAAAAACAGAGCCCACUCACCAACAGCACAACUUGUGUGGGAGAGAGUUGCAUGGAGGAGAGUGCCCUUGAAGAGGCUUUAGUGGUGGUUGCUGCGUUGCCACUGACAACACCCACGAUGCCAGAAUUGAUAGAAAGCAACGGGGAGGGAGAAAGCGUGAGGUGUAAUUCACUGGAGAGAGUAGCUACUGUGGCAAUUGCAGAGCGUGAGGAAGCAGUACGAGAGAAGGAUUUGGGAGGAAGAGAAAAGUGCCUCAACUCUGCAGACGGAGAGGGAGACGGACUCCUGGUUAGCCUUCCACAGAUCUCAUUAAUCUGUUCAGAGGGAAAAUGCUCACUUGCGAUCUUAGCCAAAGAGGGACUGGCUGUGUCUGAGAAAAGCUGCAGCAGCAAAAUGCCACACAACUCGGCUGAGACUGAAAUAAAGGGACCGAGAGGGACUACAGGACACAGUGCAGACGCAGAGAUUUCACCCACUGAAGAGGGAGACAGAGAAAAGGAGCCACACCGGUUAGAAGGAUACAUCAAUAAUUCUCCCCCUGGGCUACUCACUGGUCCAGAUUGUCAGGCUCUCAGUGCUGUGGGAUUGGUGGGAGCAGGAGAAGGAGGAGGAGGAAGAGAGGAGGUGGGAGAGAAAGGAGGGCUGGCUAGAGAGCACAGUUCAUUCAGCCAGCCAGGAGGCUAUGCUAGUGUGGUGUCAUCAGCUGAGACCGAGGCGUGUCUGCCCACCGAUGUUGCAGAGUCACCGCUGAAGUCACAGAGCUGGAGGGAGCCGAUUGCUACCGUCACUGAGAGCAUCUGCACCGAACAGGACCGUCUCUCUAACCCCUGCGAGGAGCAGCAUGGUGCAGCAAUUUCCCCACUCCCCACUCACCCUGAGCAGAGCUCCAGCAGUACAAACAGAGGGGUAAGGGCUGAUCUCAAACGGAAUUCAAUUUCGGAGGAAGCACCGUCUUCGGGACACACUUGUGAGGAGUCAUCCAUCACAGAGGCAGAGAGAAAUGCCAGCCGAGUGUUGCUGUCAUUGAUUAAACCUCAGCCUCUGACCGCUUCACAACCAAUCCCAGUCGAGCGACAAGCGAGCAACAGUCAACAGGUACAACCUGAAAGUAGCACAACGGAGACCAGGACAACCGAGAGUGCAGCUGAGUUCCAAGUCCAAGUCCAGAGCAAAACUGGUAGCCCUGCUAUGUCUGGAGGGGUUGUGUUUGCAUGUGGCAGCAGUGGAGGCAACCACAGAGUUCACUUUGCAGACAGUGUGAAGGAAGAGGACAGUUCCUCUGUGGACUUCAGGAACAUGCCAGUGUUGGCAAUGGACUUCGCCUCUUUGCCUCCGCUGACCGUGCAUGAAAGUUUGUAUCAUCCAGUUGUUGAGGCCAGCUACAUCUUCCCAGAUUUCCUCAGCUUGAAGAGGCCAGAAAUCCCAGCGAAUGCAGCUCCUACCAAGGAUGAACCAGCAGGACAGAGCUCAGCUGACUUUCUGAAGCCACAGAAAGAUUCCCAGUCGGAUAAAGGAGAUUUGGAGACAAAAGAUACUAAGGAUAACAUUACCAAAGAUCAGUCAGGUAAUAAAAACAACCCGGUGACAAAUACUGUGGAUCUACAAUCAGUGACAGAGACCUUCACAAAGCAACUUCCAUGUCCUUCAGAGAAAAUUCAGCCUGGUAAUGAAGAACGUUUUGACCUUUUACAAACAGCAGGAGGUGCCAUAUCUACGGCUGAUCAUUUAACAGCUGAACAGGUGUCGACAAAGCUAAUCAAGCAAGAAGAGGUGGAAACAAUAAAGGGUCCUUUAAAUCUGUGUUUGUCAAAGGAGAAUAAGCUCAAUAAGUUCCAUGCUGAGUCUUCAGGCUCAGUCAAGCCUGACGAGCCUCAGGAGUCCACUUUACUGAGUGAUGCUACUGUCAUUCUUGAAGAAAAAGAAGGUAACCAACACCCUCUCUCUUCACUGUCUGUGUUUCUACCUGAAAAUGUUACCUGCAAACCUUUAAGUGACGUUGACCCCAGUUCAGAACCUGAAACUGUCACCUUGACCUGCACAGCCUCUACUCAGACAAAGCCUGGUGACCCCAGUUAUCAGCUUCACACCCAGUUAGAUCAUACACCUUGUGGAUUAGUUACCGCAGAUCACAUGAAAGCAAGUGAAGGACCUAAGUCUUCAAUUCACUCUGCUGAUCUGGAAAAGGAUGAAUCAGUGACUUCAGAAGUGGCAGCCUCUGACCAGUCGAUUCCUGUUAUCGAGCAAUGUGCCAGUAAACCUGCUUUUGUACUGCGCCCCCCUGGCCCAAUGUUGAGUCACUUGGAGUUCAUUACUGACUGUGGUAUCUGUCUUCCUGAGGAUACAGAGAAAUGCAGUGCCGAUGGUGACAGCACCGUAGUCUCUGGAGAGGUAGAAAGCAACAGGAGCAGGGGAAUGACACAAAUGUCUUUAUCACAGGAUCUGGAGCACGUUGAUAUCAGCAUUGUGGCAGAUGAGACUUUGACAAAACUGGAGGUUAUGAAUUCUAACACAGAGUCUGUCCUUGAGCUUGAAAAUUCUGCAAUUAAUGAUGUAAAUAUUCCAAUUUCACUGUCACUUUGUCCAGUGGAAGCACUUGCAAAUGAUGAAUCCAAUAAUGCAAUUUCCCUAUCUCAAACUAACCCAGACUCUGUUGCCAUUGGACAUUUCAUCCUUGAAGCAUCCAUUAGGAAUAGUCUCAUAAAUGAUAGCUGCCCACUCAGGUCCGACCUGCCUACCAACGAGGCUCAUGAUGAAAUGAAAAUAGACAAUAUGAAAGAGAAACACAAAAUGGAAGAUCAGACCUCCAUGCUGUUUGAAAAAGACAAGAAACAAGUUGGAGAAGCAACAAUGGAUAAUCAAAAGGAAAAGGCAAUCAGCGGUAAGCUGCAGACAGAAAAGACAGUCACAAAACCACAACAGAGUAAUGGGCCAGAUAAAGAGGCCACAGAGAAAAUUGGAAAGCUGCAGCCAUCACAUAAUCAUAAAGUACAAAACAAUGAGUUACUAAUAAUGGAUCAAGAGGAGGAAGGAGAAAGGGAUAUGAGGAUUGCAUCUACAAAUGACAAAGAGACUUCUUCCUCAUCUCCUGACGCACCUGCAGAGUCAUAUGAAGACACGCUAAUCCCUGAGUCUGCUCCUGAACCGGAGACAGUUUCUGAUCAGAGUUUGCGACAGACUCCAACAGCAACACUGGAAUGCAGCUCUGACAGGGGUAUGGGUGUGAGUGCAGCCCUUGGCCAAUCACCAGAGCAAAACUGUUUUGCUCAGCAACAGGAGCAAAAGCAGCAGCGUCAGGGAUCAACACAACCCACAGAGGAGUUGUCAGGUGACCGUCUAGAGGAUGUAGAAAAGACUAACAAUCAGGACAGGCAGACCCAAGCACUGGUUGCAGGGAUAAAAUGGGUAGUAGCAGAAAGAGACAGCUCUGUUGGGGGCUUGUGUCGGUCAGGAAGCAGGGAGGAGUUGACACGUGAUGACAGCAGAGGCAAUGAACGAGUGGUAGGUUUAGAGAAAGGAGACGGAGAGGGAGCACAAGCUGUAAAAGGGGUUGACAGGGAAUAUGUGCCAUCUCAUGCUUGCAACAAUGUAAAUGAGAGUGGAAGGGCCACUGAGAGAAAUGCGUCAGAUGAGAAUAAAAGCCCUGGUUUAGGGUUAGUUAGUUCAGAUGCAGAGUUUGUGAGUGAUAUGGGUCAGCAAAAAAGCAAUCUAUCAGCUGCAUGUCAAGACCAACAUGGAGAACCUGAGACCUCAAAGAACACUGCUGUACCUGUUGAGUCUGCAUCACAGGAACAUGAGACUUCACCUCCUCGGAUCUCUGUUUCACCCAAUGUAAGCACAGAUGGCCUAGAUAUUCAUACAGAAGUUAUUCCAAGUGCAAACCAAGCUGAAGAAAUUCAUACAAAAAUACUGUAUGAUCCUGUUGGGCAAGCAGAGGCUGUGGAAAAUUAUUUCAGUGCUGCCGUGGGUGUGAAAAGCGACAGUAGUGAAAUUCUGGAUACAGUGUGCAAGCCUCAUGAGAGACAAAGCCCCAAUAGAACCUCAGCAAUUCAAAGCAGCGAAGUAGUACGAACACCCAUAAAUGGCCCUGAUGUAGGGGAGAUCACAAGAGAAGAUAAAGCAGCUUUGGACAAAGAGAAAGCUAUCAGCCAGGGCAAUGGACAAAGUGAAAUGAAAGCAAUAAACAACGAAGCAAAGGAAAAACAAGGGGUUAUAGACAGUGGCUCAGGAUCAGUUAAAUCUCCAGAGCUCUGUGAAAGUGUGGUGUCACACAGCAGCACAGAGACUACUGUUUGUCAUUCUGAGGGGAGCAUUGCUCUCUCUAAAGCAAAACGCCUGGAAGAUCUUGCAUCGCCUUCCCAAUCAGAGAAGCCGCACGAGCAGGGGUCGUCGUCAAAGCCCAAAGAUGUCAAAGAUGAUACUAUGGCAAACUACAUUGUUGCUGCUUCCCAGUGUGAAGGGAAAUCACUUGAUGUCGAACCACUGUCUGUUGAACCACUGUCCGUUGAACCACUGUCCGUGGAUACAGAGGCGGCAGAUGAGUCAGAGAGGCCUGUUCCUGGACACACAACCCAGGAACCACAUACGAACUGGAUAAAAGCACUAAAAGAAGCUGCAUCCGGUUCUCAGAGUCAUCAUGUUAACACAGUGGAGACCUCAAGAGUCCUCCCAUCUCUGGAGUCUCCUGAUCUAGAGUUUCUCACUCCAACUGAGGAGAUAGCUGCUCAUCUGAGACAGGAGGAUAUCCAACCAUCGGAGCCAGCAGUAGGGAAGACGACAGAGAUCCCACCUCUGAAUCUUGUGAAAAAGCCUGUGGAUUUUCCUAAACCUUUAAAGAAGGCAGCCCAGCACCUGGAACCAACACGGCAGGCAGUAGGGCAUUCCGAACCAACCCAGACAACCACAGAAGAGCCCUCAGAACCAACCAAGAAAGAAGAAGAGCCCCCAGAAGAACUUCCAGAAGCCAAAGGGGAUCCAGAAACUCCAUCAGAAAUAGUCGAGGGGACAGCGGAGCUCGUAGAUCCAGCAAUAAGCACAGAGCUGCUCCCAGAAUCAACGAAGAAUGAGGAACCAGAACCAACCAAGGUGAAAGCAGAACCCCUAGAACCAGAGAAGAAGCUGAUUAUUGAGCCCCUAGAGGAUCUGGUGGAAAAAUCUGUUGAGAUCCCACUGGAGGAGCCAUUCAAAGAGCCAGCCGAGGAAACUGCCGUGUCAGAAGCCGUCCAGGAUCCUGCUGAGGAGCUACAAGACAGCAGGCUCUCCCUUGCUGAGCAGGCAGAGAGAAGUGACCGUCCCCCUGCCUCACCCCUACCUCCUCCCUCCGAAAACCUCUUCCCGCCUGCCCCCCCUCUUCACCUCCACGACAGUGCCGAAUUCCCCACUCCUCCUCCCACACCCCCGGAGAGGCACACACCUGAAGUUCUACCAACCCCACCUGCAUCCCCCUGCCUUCCUCCUCCUCCUCCUCCUCCUCCAGCCCCUGCAUCCUCAUCUGCCUGCCCUGCUUCUGCAGCACGCCACCCCCCCUUAAGGAGCUCAGAUUCUGAUGGAGCGUUUGAGACCCCGGAAUCUACAACCCCAGUUAAGACUGUUUCUCCUACGGAUCCCCAGGCCCAGCAACUGACAUCUGAUGACAAAGCAGCAGACACCUCAGUCAGUGAUCCUGUUUCUGACUCGGCUUCAUUUGAUCGACCUUGCCAUUCUCCAUCCAUCACUUUUGAUGAAAACAAGCCCAUCGCAGCCAGUGGCGCGUACAACAUUGAAGUUCUUGCGACAGAUUCAACGAGUCACACACUGACCCGUUCCCUCAGCCUCCAGGGAGGAGAACUGGACAGUUCUGGCCUGUUGGACGGAUCCAUAACAGGUUUCCGACCACAUUCUGAAUCCUUCAGCGUAGACACUGAGAGUGCCCCAGGCACACUCCACAGGCCCAAGAAAGUCCGUCCUGGGUCUUUGAGGAAGAAGCCUCUUCUCAGACAAAACUCCAAUCCAGAGAGUCCAAGGCCAGCCUCAUCCAGCAGCACCCCAGAGAUCAAGAAGCGGGCAAAGCCUCGGACUGCAAGCCCACUCCAGGCACAGGAGGACGCAGAAGGAGGAUCUGCAACCCCGAGCCCAGGAGGAACCCUUCGAAGGACCAGAAAGAGCCGCGUCGAAACUCCACCUCCUCUCCCAGAGGAGACCAAUCAUACCAGCCAAGAGGAGAGCGUCAUCAUCCCUGCCUUACCCUUCUGCCAAGAGGACACUCCUCUGCCUGAUAGUGAAACGGGCCAAGACGAAUCCCCCAUCCCCCCUAGUGCCUCCUAUAAAUGGGAUCCAGAUAAUUUUGAUAACAUCGACCCUUUCAACACUGGAGGUAGUAAAAUUGCCAACUCCCCUGUUCUUGGACGCAAAGGUCCUGUGUGUGCUCCCAUUGCUACCCCAGAGAGUUGUAGACCUGUAGAGCCACAUCUAUACAGUCCCCCAGCUCCUCUUCAUGAGCCAGUCACCAACCCUGAAGAGCAACCAAUCAUUCCAAAGCGUCAGUCAGUAAGGCUGGAGUUUGACUACUCUGAGGAGAACGGCGAGGCAUCACACCAGGCCUCUCCCCCACUCAAGAAAGUGGGCAAGAAACCCGGUGGCAAGAUGCCUCUGAGGAAACCAAAGCUGGGGCUGAAGAAAGCCCCUCCAGCACAGACGGAGCAGCUGGACAACAACUCUCCAGCAACCCACAAUGGCAACGAGGAUGAAAUCCCUGUUCCUAAAGCGUCCUACAAUUUUGAAACGGACAAGUGGGAUGAUCCGAAUUUUAAUCCAUUUACCUCCAAGAAAGGAAUUGGCAACUCUCCUAAAUUGUCCAGGCAGUCUUAUAGUUUUGACCCCAGUAACUUAGAUGACUCCAUAGACCCUUUCAAAUCCACCAAUAAGAUGGCUGACUCCCCUCCCAAGGCCUCAGCCUCCUUUGAACUUUCAUCCAAUGAUUGUGACAAUGAAAAUGACAAUGACAACAUUGGGGAACUGGGCGACCAAAACCAGAACAAACCUGCCAAGAAGAAGAAAACUCCUAUCAAAUCUAAUACUUUUAGAGUGAAGAGGUCGCCAAAGAAAUCCCCGCUGUCUGACCCAUCCCAGGAUUCGGAGCCCGCAGACGAACCUUCGUCCCUCCACCCACAGGACGACCACGCCACAGACGAGGAGAAGCUGGCCUCCACCAAUCAUAAGUGGGCAGCCCUGCAUGAGAUGGAUGCAGAUUUGAACUCUGACCAACAAGAUUUUCCUCAGCCGUGCGACCUUACGUCCUUCGUUAACGAGAACAGUCUUCCGCAUCCGAGUCUAGUGCAAGACUAUGAAAUUGAAUACAUGGAAAAGAUUGGCUCCUCUUCGCCUCCACCAUCUGUGACGAAGCCAUCUUUGUACCUGAAGCUGGAUUCAGUGUCUGACAACUUAACCAAGAAUAUGGGUGCACAUGGAAAUGAGCCCAGCUCCCCCUGCACAGGGAGUUUUGAGGAGAUGGAGGCCCAGAUAACAGCAGGUGUGAAGACUCCUGUGCUGAGCUCUCGGCCUGGUCCCGAGGGCUCUGCUGGGGACAAGGGCAGGAAGAGAGAGAGCGAGUCACUCAGCCGAACACAGAGCACAGAGAGGGAUGAACAGUCCCCUAGCCAAAGUCCCAUGGAGGCCCCUGCUCCUGCCCUGACCAUGCCCCUGUUAGACAGGCUGUCUGAGUGUGAUGACCCCCUGCAGUACCUGGAGCCUGACCUGGCUGAGACCAACCCCACUGCAUUCGCCCAAAAACUACAGGAGGAGCUGGUACUUGCUGCCCUGAGGAUAGAGGCUCUGCAGGUAGCCAAAAACAUCUCUCUGUGCCCCUCCCUCUCCACUGUAACCCCGCAGUCUCGACUCAAGAAACCCAGCACUCGUCGGUGGAAUAUCAACGGUUCACCUUUGUUGAAACACAGAGACAUAUCAUCUCCGGUAGAAAGUGCUGUGUCCAAGAACUCGCUGUACACCAGGACCUCCACCACCAGCUACAUCGAAGGAGAGAGUCCCCAUCUGCCCCAGGAUCUGGACCACUCGCUGGGAAUUGCACGGGAUGAGAUUGUGACAAAGGAGAAAGAAGUGCUGGAGUGGCAGAGAAAGUAUGAAGACAGCCGACAGGAAGUGGUGGAGAUGAGGAGAAUUGUUGCUGAGUAUGAGAAGACAAUUGCACAGAUGAUAGAGGAUGACCAGAAAGAGAAGUCUCUCUCCCACCACACCAUCCAGCAGCUGAUUGUGGAGAAGGACCAGGCCUUGUCCGACCUCAACUCCGUGGAAAAGUCUCUGGCCGACCUCUUCCGACGCUAUGAGAAGAUGAAAGAUGUGCUGGAGGGCUUCCGCAAGAAUGAAGAGGUUCUGAAGAAGUGCGCUCAGGAGUAUUUGUCCAGAGUCCGUAAGGAGGAACAACGUUACCAAGCCCUGAAGAUUCAUGCCGAGGAGAAACUAGACAGGGCCAAUUCAGAGAUAGCUCAGGUGCGAGUCAAGGCCAAGCAGGAGCAGGCCGUCCACCAGGCCAGUUUGAGAAAGGAGCAGAUGAGAGUGGAUUCCCUGGAGCGCACCUUGGAGCAAAAGAACAAAGAGAUCGAGGAGUUGACCAAGAUCUGUGAUGAGCUGAUCGCCAAGAUGGGGAGAAGUUAGCGACUGCACAACAUCCAGGCCAAGUAUCAAAGAAAACAGGGGUGGUUAUGGAGGAACUACCUGCAAAAUCAAGCAGAUCAGUUAUAUUUAUCAAUCUUCCAUGGACUGAUGGACAGAUAAGGCCUAAGUGGUCUUGGGAUUGUAUUUCCUACUGACUUGGUGUACACAGGAUUCACAGGAAUGGCUUCAGCUAAAUUACAUUUUUUUUUUAUGUUUCAGUGUAUCGUACUGUAAACAAGGGUCUGGUUGAAAGAUUUAAAACAUUUACCAUAUCACUAAUGAGUGUGACUGUCUGUGUGUGUGUGUGUGUGUGUGUGUGUGUGUGUGUGUGUGUGUGUGUGUGUGUGUGUGUGUGUGUGUGUGUGUGUGUGUGUGUGUGUGUGUGUGUGUGUGUGUUUAAUUAUCUAUAAUGUUGUUGCCAUGACAGCAAUUGAGGGAGAAGACUGUUUACCCACUCCUGUUGUUGUCUCCUCUUUAUACAAGAGAAAGAUAGACUUUGACAAAGAGAACCAGAGAGUUAGAUUCAUUCACCACUUACAGAACAAAAACUAUCACCGUAUCUUACUGCAUGUGAGAGAGAGAGAAAGAAAAAAAACUUGUAAUGUUAAUGUUUGUAUAUACUAUAGGAAAUACCAAGUAUCUGCAUUUUUGAUAGUUAUUCUGUCAUCCUCAGUCCGCUUUCCUCAUGUAACCUUGUAGAUAUUUGUCAUACUUGUCAUAGCUUUCUCGAUGAAAUUGUGGGACUUUAUUUUUUGGGAUUUUAUUUUGAUAUAAGGCAAACUAAGCGUGACUGUAUUCAGUUGUGACCAGGAGUAAUUUAAUUUUGGAUCGAUAUGUCCUAGUCCUGCUAUGGUCAUUGUGUCACACUGAGGAAUAACUUCUCUGCACAGCUACUGUACAGCCUCUGCUUACAAAGUGCAAUAAAAGAUUGCAAUACA
Molecule: messenger RNA, 11874 nt
Organism: Scophthalmus maximus (turbot)
Lineage: Eukaryota; Metazoa; Chordata; Actinopteri; Pleuronectiformes; Scophthalmidae
Gene: tacc2
Product: transforming, acidic coiled-coil containing protein 2
Exons: 23
Coding region: 296-10936 (3546 amino acids)
Biological process (GO): cerebral cortex development; cell population proliferation; mitotic spindle organization
Cellular component (GO): cytoplasm
Source: RefSeq, a predicted model, not a curated record